AUGAAAAAACUAAAAAAUUUAUUUGUCUCUGAAGCUCCAGUUCAACGUCAAGAAGUCAGACCAACGUUUACAGAGCCUCCACGAGAUCCACCGCGACGUCAAAUUGGAAUAUCAGGUAUAGAAAGAAGGAUCGCCCAGAAUGAUCAGAGAAACCAACAAGUUAUUAAUCAGGUAUGGGUGUUUAACGUGUUUAUUGUUCAUAUUUUUAGUCUUUUGAAGAUGUUAACGUCUUGAUGGGUCAGGCGCAGGAAAUGGUAGCUUUGUCUAAGAAGAUCACUGAAAAGUUGAGGGCCAAAGGUUUGGCUGAAGAUGAGGUGAGUUAAAUAAGGUUUAAGGUUGAAUAAAUUAGCAGUUUUGAUAUUUUUGACAGAGUAUACAUCGAUCAAUUUAAGAAUUGAACUUAUAAAGGCAUUUUUUCAAAAACAGGAGUAACAUAGGAUCAUCGAAACUUCUACAACAUGGAAAUUUAAAAACUUUUCUGAUAUUUUAGUGGGCUAAAUGAAUAAGCUAUAUACACAUAAAUUUUCAACUUACUUAGUAUUUUUUUAAAAGAGUUGUAAUUAUUUUUAUUUCAAUAUUAACAUUUUCAGACAGUGCAAUUCAAAUCCUACUUGCUAUCGCUCGGUGUAGAGGAACCAGUCACUAAAGAAGCUGCUGGUUCUAGUUCAAACUAUUUUAAACUUUUGGCUAAAGAGAUUUGCAAUGUUGUCUUAGAUCCACUAAGGGUAAGUUAUUUCGUUUUAUAUCUUUCAAUCAAAGGUAUACUAGCAAGAGUACUCAGUUGAUUAUUGAUAUUUUUGAGUUUUGGAAUGUAUUAUCUUUAACUUUAGAGUUCUGGAGGCACGAUGACUUUACCUGAAGCUUUCUGUAGGAUCAAUAGGGCUAGAGGAACGAAAUUAAUAUCACCAGAAGAUUUGUUACGGGCAGCACGUUUGUUUGAAAGUCAAGGACUGCCUAUAAGGUACGUUUUAUGGUUAUUUUGUUACAGCUUUUGGUACUUAAUUUUUAUGUUUUAAAAAUGUUUAUUUGUGUAGACCGACACAUACGAAAAGUGAGACUGUGAUAAGUCUUAUAUAUGUUAGAUUAAGAAGAUUUUUUAGGAUAUUUAACUAGAAUAUCAAAACAUAAUGUUUUUAUUUUAAGUUGAUAUAAUUUUAAUUAUUAUUUUUUUAGACUGCACUCCUUCCCAUCAGGCGUUGAAGUGAUACAAAUGAUAAACAAGUCCACCAAUGAUCCGAAGACAAUAGACGAGACAUACGAGAAUGUAAAACUGAACGGAACGUUGGACAAGGCUCAAUUUGCUCAAUUAUUAGGCAUAUCAGUGGUUUUGGCAAAUGAACGAUUGUUGGCCGCUGAAAAUAGUGGCAAACUGUGUCGAGAUGUUACGAUUGCCGGGGUCAAGUUCUAUCCGAACAAGUUUUUGGGAUUGUAG
Messenger RNA from Bursaphelenchus okinawaensis, 1432 nucleotides. Lineage: Eukaryota; Metazoa; Nematoda; Chromadorea; Rhabditida; Aphelenchoididae. The record is from the annotation of a GenBank genome assembly.